AAGAGCACAAACAAGGUGGUUACAUACAGAGAGAUCAGGAGUUGAGUUCCAAUGGAUACACAAGGAACUUCUUUGGAUUCAGCUUCGUGUGCUAUCGAGCACAAGGCCUUUGCCAGGGUAGGACUGCUUGGAAACCCGAGCGACGUAUACUACGGCCGGACGAUCUCUUUCACGCUCGGCAACUUCUGGGCUUCCGUCCGUUUGCAGCCGUCGGAGGAGCUCGUCAUCCAGCCCCACCCCACCCACGAUCUCGUCCAGUUUCGCUCCCUAGAUCACCUGGUCCUUCCUUCCUCUCCAUCUCUCUCAAAUUAUAUAUACAUUUGCAUGACUAUGCAUGGGUGGGUCUUUGUUUUGGUGUGCUUGAUCUGGAAAUCGAAGAUCCGGGUUCUGGUGAAUCGAUUGAAUAAUGAAGGUUAUUAUGGGGGUGUACGAUUACUUAUGGCAAUUUGUAAAGUGUUUCAUAAUUAUUGCAAAGAUAACAAGAUUGACAUUCAUGGGAAAAAGUUCACUCUAUCCUAUGACACUAAUAUCCCUCGCCAGACAGGACUUUCAGGUUCUAGUGCUAUUGUCUGUGCUGCCCUAAGCUGCCUUCUUGACUUCUACAGAGUUAGGCAUUUGAUUAAAGUCGAGGUCAGACCUAAACUUGUCCUUGCUGCCGAGAAGGAACUUGGUAUUGUUGCUGGUCUCCAAGACAGGGUGGCACAGGUUUAUGGGGGUCUUGUGUACAUGGAUUUUAGCAAGGAAUACAUGGAUGACCUGGGGCAUGGCAUCUAUACACCCAUGGAUAUUAGUCUUCUCCCACCUCUUUAUCUCAUCUAUGCGGAGAAUCCUAGUGAUUCAGGGAAGGUUCACAGUACCGUACGCCAAAGGUGGCUCAGUGGUGAUGAGUUUAUAAUAUCAUCAAUGAUAAAAGUUGCAAAUAUAGCAAAAGAAGGAAGGAAAACAUUACUAGAAAAAGACUAUUCAGAACUUGCAAAGCUCAUGAAUCAUAAUUUUGAUCUUCGGAGGAGCAUGUUUGGCGACGAUGCGCUUGGUGCUUUAAAUAUAAAAAUGGUGGAGGUUGCAAGAAAGGUGGGUGCUGCAUCAAAAUUCACAGGUAGUGGAGGAGCUGUAGUUGCAUUCUGCCCCGAUGGGCCUCCACAAGUAAAGCUUCUGGAGGAUGAAUGUCGGAAAGCUGGUUUUAUUGUUGUGCCAGUGGAAGUUGUUCCCUCUUGUCUAAAUGCCGAUGAGCUUCAAACCCUGAAAAUAUAGUGUGUUGGAAUCACUCCCCCCCCUGCUUCCCUCUUUCUCCCAUAAACCAGAAGAGAUCAUACGAUCCCAUUCGUUUAAAACCUUCAAUUUAUUUAUUCUUAUUGCUUCUGUUUGAUUUUACCAUAUCCAAUGAUGGAGCACAUUGUACUUCUAAACUCCUUUUAGAAUGGUAAGAAGCACAAAAUUCGAAUGUAUGGAUGCCAAACUUUCUGGUUGCACUCGAGUAGAUCGUGUGCGGUUGGCCUCAUAUUCAUAUAAUGGCAGUCAGUAUUUUUCAGUGGGAGCAAUGAAGGAAACUGUUGAUAAUCAUUUUGAUCAUAAA
This is a messenger RNA of Carya illinoinensis, 1573 nucleotides long. RefSeq names its product glucuronokinase 1-like. The coding region runs from base 52 to 1251 and encodes 399 amino acids. The record is from RefSeq and is a predicted model, not a curated record. Gene Ontology annotation, molecular function: ATP binding. NCBI's taxonomy places the organism in Eukaryota, Viridiplantae, Streptophyta, Magnoliopsida, Fagales, Juglandaceae. The transcript is spliced from 6 exons.